This is a messenger RNA of Topomyia yanbarensis, 4289 nucleotides long. RefSeq lists its product as uncharacterized. The record is from RefSeq and is a predicted model, not a curated record. The transcript is spliced from 7 exons. Gene Ontology annotation, molecular function: mRNA binding. Lineage: Eukaryota; Metazoa; Arthropoda; Insecta; Diptera; Culicidae. The coding region runs from base 123 to 4052 and encodes 1309 amino acids. Gene Ontology annotation, cellular component: cytoplasm; nucleus; ribonucleoprotein complex.
UUAUGAAGGUACAUUAAUUUGUCCUUAAUUUUUAAUCGUGUGCGUAUUUGCAAUUAAAAGAAAUAGUAACUUACAAUUUUGGGCAGGAAAUCAUAACAUUUUAGUUGUUUAUCGUUCAGAAAAUGAACCCAAAAGAAGUGGUUUAUGUUGGAAAUGUUCCGAAACAAGCGACCGAUCAGGAGCUGGUCGAGUUUUUCAAAAAUGUCGGAAAGGUAAUCAAAGUUUCGUUUAUGCGUGAAAAUCGAAACGACUGCCGGUCCAAGGUGGCAUUCGUGUUGUUCGAGAACGAACUGCAGGCGCUGAAAGCGUGCAGCUUUGAUCAAACCAUCCUCCAGUGGAAUCGCGUCGUCAUUACACUGGUUGACGACGAGCGCCACUUCUGGGCUGGUUACACCGUAAUCGUGAGAAAUAUUUCUUUCGAAACAAACGAAGAAGAGUUGUAUGAGGCCUUUGGCCGGUACGGUAUGAUAGAAGCGGUGCAGAUACCCAACCAAAAUUUUGCUUACGUGGGAUAUAAGGAAAAAUCGGCAGCAAUCGCAGCACAGCGGUUGAACAAGACUACACUUGGAUCAACAGUUAUUACUGUUCAAGUGCUUAACAAAAAUGUUCGAGUACGCUUGGAAGAUUUGGAUAGUUUCAAAACGCCGAGAGUUUACAAUGAGCUUAUGGACGCCAAGCUAAAGCAUAACUAUACUAAGGCUCCCAUUACAAUCGUUACUCCACCGCUGCAGGAUGAUGACUAUGACGACGACGAUGAAGAUAAUAGGGUUUAUGAUCCUAUUACCAAUCAAUUUUAUAAUAAAGGAGAACAGCCUCAAAUCAAACGUGAAAGUUCACCGGACGAAAUGUACGAGGAAGACAUGCAUGUACCAGUACCAUCUCCGAUUACUUGGCAUGCUGGUACAAAGGAUCAGACGUCGACCCAUUCACCAGAUGAGUUUGACCUCUCAAACGAAGAACUGAUGGAAACUGCUGGGGAGAUCCGUCGACGGGAUGUCAAGUUUGCAAACACUGGUAUAACUCCUAUCGCCAAAGCUUCUGUGCGAGUGGAAAAUAUUCCCCGCGAUGUAUACGAUGAGGAUGUCGUAAAAUACUUUGACCAGUUUGGACCGAUCAUCAGUGUUGAGAUAGCAGUUUGUCUGAACUGUGUGUUCAACAAAGUGUAUACUGUUAUAUUUAAAGAGGAAAGUACAAUGGAACGCGUAAUCGACUGCUUCAUGCGGAGGUGUGAGUUUUCUGGAGUUGUUUGCACAGUCUUUACGAUGCGGACUGAUGAAACUCUUCUGGAAGUACCAGGUCAGUGUGUCCUGGUGGAUUACAUUUCCAACAGCAUAACCCACGAAGACGUUGUCGAUGCUUUUCGUGGGGUAGGUGAAGUGCUGUACGUGAAAAAAACGCUUCGGAACAAUACUCCCAGCGUGAUACACUUCCGGCGUAACAUAUCAUUCGACCGUGCCAAAAAAAUCACCAAAAUAGACGGGGAUACAGUGAAGGUGGUUCCGUUCAGCCAGGAAGCUUACCGAACUUUCACUACGGAACAUUGGAAACUGAAAAAAGCGAGCACACCGUACUCGAAAAAGCCAUUGAAGAACGUCCGAAUGAUGGAUAUCGAGAUGAAGGAACAAACUGAACAGAGCAAGUAUAUGAUUCUGCGGACCGUUUUCAACCCUAACUAUAACAAUCCGGAUCCGCAGAGGUACACCUAUGAAAUCGUCAUAUACAACUGCCCAGCGAGAAUAACCCUCAAAGAGCUAAGGCGGCACUUCAUAAACGUAGCAUUUGUGACCAACAUGCGCCACGAGCAGAGCCGUUUCGAUACCAAUACGUGGAAGGUGUAUGCCAGCUUUUCAACGUAUAUGGAUGCAUUCAAUGCCGUGCGUUUGAAAGGGCCCCUGCAAUCGUUUCCGAUCUACAAGCACAUGGCCACCGAAAAACCAAAACUGGAUGCAUUAGAAGUGCUACUGAUCGAGUUCGAAAACGAUGACAUUUCCGUAAACAAAAUGCACGGCUAUCUGAUCAGUCACGGCGCUGUAACAUUUGUGGAUAAAAUUAGCAACAAAAGUUUCAUCGCGAUCUGCCGGGAGGUAAAAACAGCUAAAAAAAUAUCAACUUUGCGGUUUUUGUCCAAAUGUCUAUGCAAAGUAUCAUUAUAUAGAGAUGUAAUCAAUAAUCAAAACGCAGCCAUGAAUACAUUAUCUGCUGGAAAGGAAACACAGCAACGAAAAGAGGCCGGCAGUUCUUCGCGUGUUGGACCUCCAAUUCCAAUGGAUGAAAUCAUAGCUCUGCAGAAGCGACUUCUAAAUGAUAAUGGCGAGAGUCGUACGUCAUCGCGGGACUAUCGAUUAUCCAGCAACAACGAAUGGGAACAGGAGCUUGAUCGUGGCGGCGAGAGCUCCGGAAUACAUCGACGGAUCUCUGUUGAUAUGGAUCUGGACAACGAUGAGCCUGAGCACUUCAAUAAUGGCAAUCAACCUCAAGCACAGUUUAACCGAGGAUAUCCCAGAUUUGAACGAGUUGACGAUCUCGUUUUCUCCAAUCCUCCAGCACCGAACGAGAUACCAUUUGGUAUACCAUCGAGGGAUAGCCGUUUCACAUUAGGAUGGGCUCUGGGUGGUCCUCUACAUGAGCCACCAGCUAUGGUGCCACCUCCAGUUACAAGAAACGUGUUCAUGAAUGAACCUGUUGGCUUGAUUGCACCGCCUGGUUGUGGCAUACUUGGGGGCCCACUCCUUAUUCCUAAUGUGACUAUUCAUCAAAUUCAACCUGAAGUUCCCGCAGUUCCACAUGAGGGAGAUCUUCGUCAAUAUUUGGCUGAAAAGCGAAACACCAGACCGCGUGAUAUCUAUGAUCCAACGGAAGAGCUAGAUCGACAGGUACAAAGUAUAAAUUCCGGGCAACCGAAUAAUUCUCAAGAGAUGGAAAACCUCGAAUCGUACAUACGGGAAAAAGAGCGUGAAAUCAAUCGACGGCUAAAAUUGCUGGACAAGCAACUAACGGUCAAUGAACAGCCCGAAGCGAUCCGCAAGCGCUCGGUUUCACCUACUGAUCGUAGAGCACACGAUCGCAUUGAACAGAUCCGGGAGGAAAAAAUAAAGAUAAGCUGUCAGAUGGCUGGUUUGCGUCAUAUUGUAAACUACAAAAACACUGCACACUUCGUUCAACUUCGUGAACGUCAAUCAAUGUUGGACAGGGAAGCUACCGAGAUACAACGGCAGCUUGAAGCCAAAAAGUUGUGGUUAGCAGAACGCGAACGAUCGCUUUCCCGAGAACGUCAUGGUCAAGAGGAGACACGUAAACCAUCAAGACGUAGUCGCAGUCGAAGUCGCAAUCGUACGAGAGGUAGCAGAAGCAAAUCUCGUGGAAGGCAUACCAACAGCCGCGACCGGGGCAAUCGUAAUCGCGAUCGCCUAUGCGACACUCGUCGUAGUCGUUCUCGUUCGUUUAGUAGACAGGGUCGGCGUAGAUCGCCAUCGAGGGAACGUUCCAGACGUCAUUACAAUCGUUCGAAUAAUGUGAGCAGCCGAAGACCUCAAUCACUUCUGCGAGAGAUGAGACAGUUGGGCCGACCGUUGGAAAACAAACAUGAUCAUUGUUUGUAUGUUGGUAACAUCGCUGACGGUGUUAAAAAUGAAGAACUAAAAGCCACGUUUGACCGAUACGGACGUGUCGUGGACUAUGAUUUCAGUUUACGCGACAAGUACUGCGACAUGUACGUUGAGUAUCAUCAGCGUGAGGAUGCUUUUAAGGCCUUGGAAAUGAAUCGAGUUAAGAUAUGCGGGAAGAGAUUGCGCGUUGCUUUGAACUGCAGAAAGCCUGGCAAUCGAGAAGGUUACAGCGUAAUAGUGGAGAUGCCUGAACCUGUUCCUGAGCGAGAUCUUUAUGCGCGGUUCAACGGCUGUGGUGAAAUCGAAUUUAUCUGGCACUACGACGAUGCUUUGAUUGCCACUAUUACUUUUGAAAGACCCGAGUCCAUGCUGAUGGCCCUAGCUGUUCGAGAAUUGCACAACCGAAUACCAAUAAUAGUUCGUGAGUAUGUGGAAAGUGAGCGUUGAAUGUUAUGUUUAUGGGAGUGAUAAACUCGUCGCUGAUGACUAUUCGCUGACAUGGUUAUUGUAAGUACAUACUAUUCAUGAUAACAUUAUUCACAAUUACAUGCAAGCUUGAACCGACUUAAACUAAAACAGUUUACCGAUUUAUCUUCGACCAUCAGUUGGUCGUCUGUAGCGUAAGCUAAACGCGCGAUAAUUUGAAUUUUGGUAAAAAAUAUAUGUUUUGCAGAAAGAGCAAAA